AUCACGUGGUGUGAUAGAGGAUUAGCAGUAUCCUUUUGUUCAUUUCAUUCCUGCAUCAUGAUCAAAAGAUAGUUUACCUUUGCUACUUGCUAUACUCCUUACUAUGUUAUGAUUAAAGCUCCACAUAGAGUAUGAUUACAAAAAGUCUUUGAAACAUGUCUCGCGUUCAAAGCAAAAGCAAAUUACAUUGCAAAUAAAAUGUGAUUACAAGCCCUCUUUGAAACCUAUAAGAGAGAAAGAAGAUCCAGGGGACUAGGUUCGAAUUUACUCCAACCAAAAGGACAUGGAGUAUGUCACAGCUUCUAAUAUUAGCCCUGUUUUAAAACCCAGUCUCACCAGUUACACGAUUUACCCUAUUUCUCUUCCACCUUUCUAUCCCUGAGCUACGCGAGGUUCUGCCAGUUCUUCAAUACACGUAUUUCUAUCCUCAGGGAGUUUUAUGAAUCGGGUUUCAACACCGUAUUGAGUGAACUAGGAUUAAUUGCCACUGGUAUCCUAAAAAGUAAAGUUUGCCUCGUUCAAGGUAGUGUAUUAUUUGUGGUGUGUUGUUAGCAUCUUCGGUCGUUUCAGGGCGAUUCUAGACUUUCCAAAAGUCCUUCGUCACUUCGCGGACAAACAAGGCUCGCUCCGCUCGCCAAGAGGUCGACUUGUAGCAAGUCUAGGGCAAUUCCAGCGAGUUUCAAUUCUGCAGUUCUCUGUAAUUGAAACUUCAAUUUUUUUUUAAUAGUAUAAAAGUUGUUAACUAGCCUAUUGGCCUGCUAGGCCUCAGCUGACAAACUGCUCCAUGAGACAACACCCUGAGGUCGGAAACUCUCUGUAAAGAGUCUUGGCAUAGAAUGAAAAUAUUUUUGGUGCGGGCCCCGAAGAUUAUGUCUACGAAUGAUAUUCAAGUUUGCAAAUUCCACAAGGAUGAUUCGAGUGCUUGUUUAUCCUGUGGUUUAAACUCGUCUGUGAACGAGGCUUAUCCAGUCGAGGUCGCAGAGAAUCUGAGCAGAUCUGACAUCUCACCCGGAUCCACAUAUUAUAAAUGCAAUAGUUGCAAUUUUUCAGGUUUUUCACUAAGUCCAGCACCAAAAUCCCCAGACGCAACUCCACAAUAAUCGGGAUAAGACAUCGUAUCGGGAUAAGGCGGGAUCGUGAAUCAACAAUUUGUAACUUGUUACGAGAAUUCUUUCAGGACAUUUUGGCUUCAGUUCCCCAAGCUAGGGCGACAAAUGCUAUUGUAGCUUUAUUGUUGAUCUCUUAAAUAUGAAAAAAAAGGUACUGCUUACUACGUUAUUUGGCGUGAGCGCCGAUGUGAAUUGAGCCAUUGUUUCACAUUGCUAGCUUAGGUUAUGAAUUAGGGAUGAGAACAACUCUUUAGGGUUUCUAGACACCUAGGCAAGGUUAGUGUCAUUGGAGUUCAAAAUUUCUAGAAAGGGAUAGUUAGUUACAAUAUGGCAAGUCAUUGAUACAUAAAAGGAAUAUCAGGGAUCCGAAGAUAGAGCCCUGAGGCGCCCCGAAACGUACACAAGUUCUUCCAGAUUUGACGCUGGUUAUCGCUGUAGUCUUUGUUUUAUUAAAUUUUCUGUUUCUGAAGAGGUUUAAGUUCGAAUACCCUUUUCAGCUUGAUAAACAGAAUGGUGUUUGUUAAAUCCUUUCUCGUUAUCUAAGGUGCCAAAUGCCGUUGAUAUGUCGACAAGAGCUCUCAAAGUAAAGUAUUGAGAGAAUUAGAGACUGUAGCUAUAAGUAAACUUAUUUGAUGCCUUGGAAACUAAAGAAAGCUGGGAUACUGUUGAGGCCAUUUCAGUGACAGAAGAAAGGAGAAAUGGCUUGACUUUGGGUUUUCGUUAGUAACACAUAAUGUGAAAGUCAGGAUCAGACAGGUUAGACCUGAUCCUGUAAUUAAUUACAUUCUGAUUGUACAUGGUGACACCUCCAGCUUCUCUUUAUAAGGGGCGUAGCCAGAAUAAGUUCCGGAGGUACGCACAAUUUUCCCCCUCCCCCAGUAAAUCAAUAGAUCCCUCGUCGUUUCCAAGUUUUCUCUCCAUCCAGUUCUUUCUUAACAGUAAGACGUGGGAGAAUCAUAUAGGAGACGGAUGUGCAUGCAGGCCCAUGUUCCUAGGGAAAAUGUCAGCUGAAAUAUGAUAUUUAGGCGGUUUGAAACAGCUAGAAAUGCGUCUAAAAUUAGCAUUCUUCUUACAGAUACUGGGGAAAAUUUCAAGUUACUCAUGAUCAAAAACUUACUUAGCCUUUUUAGCCCCUCAUGAGGGUUAGUUUUGUUUAACGGAAAUAUUGGGAAAAUAAAUUACCCAUCCUACGCUGUCCGAUCAGCCUUGACUUUAAUUCAUAGGAACUCACUGAACAGGUCCACUAGUUGAUAUUCAGUUAGAACAAACAUAAGAAGUACUUAAUUUAUAAUGAAACUUCAUACCUUAACAAUGUCAAAAGAUCGAAACGGAAAACACCACUUUGAUGGAGCUCAGAAAGCUGGCAACAGACAUGGACAACAAGGUAUCUGGGUUUGUUUCUAUAAUAAGCAUUUCGCUUUGAUUUAACGAUGAAAAUAGCUUUUCAUGCUGCACUGAUAUUGCAAGUUGACUCCAAUAAAAGCCGAGAUUCCAUCGGUACCAGAAUCCGUCAACUAAGGGCUCCGCCUUUAAAAGCAAUUUUACUAACAGUUCGCGUUACGUUUAAAUUACCCUGUACUAAGUUCAUAAAAUGGUUGCUAAGCAAUCAACCCAUGAAAAUCAGGCAUUAUAUUCAAUUAUUGUUUAUUCAAAAAGUUUCUUCUUUUCUGAUUGGCUCAAAUUCCGCGGCUUAUUCUUCAUAAUCAGCUGGCGUUGACCAAAUUUGGAAGAAGUACUACAGCCUAAUUGCCAGAAAAUAGACUGAAAACCGGGAAGCCUUUGAUCGAGAUUGUGUUGUUUUGGUGGAGAAUUACAAAACGACGGAAACUUUUUCACGUUUCGCAAAGAAAAAAUAGCUGAACUAUUGCCUAAAAUCAUAGCAAGAAUGGAGAAGAUCUGCAGAAUUCAUGAUCUGCAGAACUGAACAUCCCUCUAUAUCCUGAACUUGUCGAGAAACAGGCAACUGAGACAACUGAAGACGGUCCGCCUCGGCUAACCCCCUUCAAAUCAUACUCAGCUUCAUUUAAUAAUUGUUAAUUAACACACUAAUCAUCCAACAAAGAGGUUCCAAAAUUUCGCCCACAGCACGAGGUUUGAAUAUUGAUACAAAACGUACUGGACCCGAAAACUUGGAUCAAAUUACCAGACACGAGAUAGAGACGAGAAACUUUAAUUAACGGUAUUUCCUCUUUCAGCCCUCUGGGCAUUUUCUGUUUUAGUUCUUCUGAACUGGUGGCCAGUCAGGGAGGGAGGUUGCUCAUUAGUAAUUGGGGUUUAAUGAAUUACUUUGUUUUUUGGGGGGGAAGGGGCAGGGGAGAAAAUUCAUAAUUCUAUAUACACUAUUCAUAGUUUUUUACUGCUAAGAGAAUAGGAGAAUGAAACACUCGCAUAGUAGUUAAUUGUCAGUUUAUGGGUCGAAAAGCUGAACCGUUUCAAUAUAUAUGUAUACAGUUAAAAUCUCUCAGUUUGUUAAACCGGCGUCUAUUACUGACUUGAUUCAGUAAUAUGGUACUCAUAAACAAGUAUCUCAUCGUUAUCACAAUUUUAAAAUGAGAGUCGCCAUUGGUGAGAAAAGGUUGACUCUAUCGCACCUUUCCUUGUUUGAGUGACUUCGUUGUUUUCGGAAACGUAACUGAGUGAUACCAUUAUUUUUUUCUCGCGUGCCCCGAAAUCACUGUGGAGAAUGGAUUGCCUAAACUUGGUUAUUUGCUGAUGACUCUUAAAUACGAUUGAGGGUUUUUUCUUGAUAUAAUAAGACACACGGAAUAAAGUCAAAAUCACUUCACUCUAUGGCACGCUUCGGUAGCCAAACUGAUUGUGGCUCCUUUUUCGUGAGACAAAGCUGGCUCGACAGGGCGCAAAUUUAGAACGGCUUCAAGUAAAAAAUACGUGCUUUUGCUCGUUUGAUUCUAAUUUUGUAGAAGUAGUUUCAAGGUUAUACCAAGAACUAAUCUGUAAAAAUGUUUCGCGUGCUGUUGCUUGGUUUAAAAGCUGAGCGGGACUCGCGGGUUGAAAACAAAGCGUUUAGUAAGACAAUAAAGUGAAAAGGCGCUAAUUUGAGCACUUUAAGGAAAAUAGCUGGGUGGGUUGGCUUAGUUUUAUUUCAUCGACGCAGUCGAUGUAGAAACUACAUGCACUGCGGGGUAUAGUAGUGCUUUUUAACCGGCGGGAGUCGAGGUUAACGUUAAUUUUUCGUGGUCCUAGUCUAAUACGGCUUUCUUUGAUAGUGAUGUUAAACUUUUCACUUCGGUAUUCAACUUUUGCACUGGCUCUUUCUUCAGCUUGUAACAUGGAAAUCUAGCACGUUCUUUUUAGGUCUUAGCUUUGUCAGUUAUUUGAGCCUUAAAACUUGUUUACUCAUUUGAAGCGCUGAGAUUUCGGGAGGAGCCUUUAUAAAAAAUAGCCUCACCCCUCUCCUGUUAGAUCAUUUCUACGGUAUAUUUUCUUCACACCCUACUCCCCUAAGUCAGCACUUGUUACGCUACGGUGGCUUACGAAGAUUUGAAUUUCGCGGUCGAUGAUCUGGCUAGGCAUCGGUAAUCGCAACCUUUGUUUCUCGAAUAAUAGAGGCACUUUACCUUAAACAAUAAAAAAGACCAUAAAAGACGCGAAAGUCUCUCGUCAUUGUUAACCCAAAAUUGCACAUAGUUGACACAGCACGCUUCGUUUGCAAGCCAAAAGCCGGCUAACAAAUAACAUGUUUUAAAGGCAUCUCAACCACUUAGCCGUGAGAAAUUUAUAACAUCUUUGAUAGGAUAAACAUUUUUUGUGCGAAAAUAUUCGGAAUUCUAGCUCAAUUGUAGCUAAAAUCGGCAAAAAGGCAUUAGUGACGCGGCGUUGUAAUUCCUUGUCACUAUUUUUAGAAUGUUUAUUGAUGACACCUCAGAAAAAAAGAGGAUUAAAAAAAUCAUUACCCUGAAUCUGAAUAUGAGUCAGCUGGUGAAGUUGUACUUGGAAGAUUAGUUUGUUAUUGCUGGUUCACACUGACAGGGUUUUGUGCAGGGAGUAAGAAGCUAGGGUGUUGAAACGAGCGGGGUCCAGCGAUCUAUAUGUGAUGCAAGGGUCUGCGUACUACCAAAGAGACAAAACAAGAUGGCGGACAUUAUACUGGACCGUCAGAGAGAUUAUUCAGCGAACGUUAGCCAUUAUUCUGUGGAAUUCAUUUGCUGCAAGCAAUAGCGAAAGAACAAAUUAUUUUUUCUCUCGUUCGUUUUCUGUUUUGUUCAAUUUUUCCACCUCCGUGACCUGUAUUAAAAUUUCUUGACUUGGUAAGAAAAUGCAUCACAACUCAGAUGAUAGCUCUGACAUCAUUUUUAGACUAAUAUUAUCGGUUCUACUUCAGUUUAAUAUCAAGUUGUGUAAUUCAUCAUCUGCUAUGGCAUUUAUUUUUUGCUGCCCAGUUUCAAGGCCAGAUGAUCUGUUUUCACUAUUAAAGUUUGGAUUUGUUGGUGUACAUCAGUAUUCUUCUCUAACAUACAAAUUCAAAAGUAUAUUGCAAACAAGAAAAUUAUACAGAAUUAUGCACAAAUGAAAUACAAAUGGCCUGUAACAGCUAUUAAACCAUUGAAAAACAAACUUUUUAGUGUGACCAGCAACCCUAGCACACUUGUAUACUUCAUGCCCAGUAUGAUUCAAUUGCAUUCUUGGUUAAAUCUGCAGCCAGGCUUAAUCAAACUUGAUUCAAAAAAUACUUUCCUGUUUCCUUGUCUACAAUAUAUAAUAUUAAGAGAGAGGAUAUAAUGCUAGAAAUAUUAUACAGUAGUACAAUCAAAAGAUAAGGCACCUCCGGGAAAUCAAGUUGGUCCCUAUAAGAGUUACACCUGUCCAUUAAUACAGACAUUUUGUGCCAGUCUCAAUAGUUUCCAUCUGAGAGCUGACGGUAGUUUGUGCAACACCACACUUAAGCCUCUGACGACAAAAAUACAAAUGUUACACAGUCUUAAUUUAUUCUACUUGCAAUCAAAUUAAGACCUCUUCAUGUUCUUCUUCAAAUUCACGGAAUUAUAAACUCGUUUAUCUUUCAGUGUGUGCCGGGUCUAGUAGUCUUUUCAGGCCGGGCACCCACUGUUGUCCUGCAAAAAACCAUAAUAACAAACACAUUCUAUGAUUUAAUUUUACAGUGGAAUCUUUGUGGGGAUUUGAAAGCAGAUUUCUCCAUAGGCUUCAUACUGUUUCUGUGCAAUACAACCUUUAGAUUUAUACCGCAGUGAAGCAGAAUUUGUUGUUGUUUAUGUAAAGACAGUCACACGAGAUCAUUCGAAUGCAAUUUUCUAGUAGAGCUUCAAAAAUAGUCAGAACCUUCUUGGAUCGCGGUUCUGUAAAUAAAAGAAUAUUAUUUACCUUCUUAGUGUAUAUUAAAAAAAGAAAAAUCGCUAAAUUGGGCAACUGAAAUCUUUUAUUUUACUAACAAGCUAAACGCCAACGUACAAAACAAAAACCUUGCUAUCGCCAUUAUGAAGUCGUCACUUCAGAAGUAAAAAAACCUUAAAGGUUCAUAAAAGUUCACUCUAAAAAUUUGCAUGCACAAACAAAAUUUAUAAAACCAUAACAUAUUUUUUUUGUAGCCGUUUAUUAUCAUUUGGUUUUGACUGGCAAUAUAAAACGCGACCUUCAACCUGUAAUAUUCGAUAGGCAAUUUUGAUACUACAUAAACAUAAAAGGCGAAAAAACACCUUAACUUAUAAGACUAACUAUAAAAUAUCACCUAAAUAUUUUCUGUAUAUCGCAUAGAAAUACGCCAAAUAUCAAAUCUCAUCAUAGAUUGCAGCGAUCUAAAGAUAUAAAGCAAUAAAUCCGAACCUACCUCCAGCUAGACCGCGCCAUUUUUCUUGCCCUGACAGCGGAUCGAGAGCGGAAAGGCCAACUAGUUCCAGUCCUACUCCGCAUCACAGCUGAACCAGAGAGCGCGUAUGAGCGUUUCAACGCCCUAGCUUCUUACGCCCUGGUUGUGUGUUUCGGGGUAACUGCCUGUCAUUGGGUUUACUGUGAAAAUAGUUUGAUGUACUGCUGCAUCAUGUAAUAAUAUCUCAGUACGUUUCAAGAUCUUCCUGCCUGCAACUGAAGGUAUUCUGUUGGAUAAUGUUCAAAAAGUAGUGUUAUGUGUGAAUUUUGUUAUCAUUGAGUGGAAAGCAUCACACAUGGCAUAUUGAGCGAUAGUCACCCAUGCUAAUACAGGGCGACAGAAUUUCAUUAAUUGAUAGCGUUGUUCCAUUUUUGUUUAUCACCAGAUCAUUGCAAACAUGACGCAAAGUGGAAUCGGAGCAGCAAGUGAGACUGAUGUUGCGGCACUUAGUUCAGGGCAAUCAUUGGACUUUGAUGACGACACAUUGAAAGGUAAAGACAUUCACUACUGUUAUUAGUUGAUCACCAAAAUGAGCUUUGACAUAGCAAGGACGAAUGAAAUUAAAACUAUAGACAAGAACAUCACGGUGACUGGAAAAGAUAAAAUAAAUGGAUGCGCUAUUUUAAACGGGUAUCAUCAGCUACAACAGAAUUUAAGCUAAUUAAAUUGGCUGGAAUUGUAAAAGCAAUAUUUACACAGAACUAGCAAGUAAUUGCGUAAGAACCACAAACAGUGGAUUAGAUUAUUCUAGGAGCAGGCUUAUCUUGCGAUUCACAUAUGCAGAGAAUUAGCUCUUUGUCUGCACGAUUCACAUAUUCCUAGGAGACUCCAAAAAGAUCUCAACGCACAUCUUAUUCAGUUCAAUGCUUUCACGUCCCUUUUGUGUAGUAUUUUCUAAGGAUACAAAUCAUGUACGACUCCCUUUUUGGGAUGUUAAACAGAAAAUUUAGUCACAUAUCACUGUUGCUACGUAGUGACCAUCUUCACUUCAUGGAAUUAAAAUAGACUGACAAAACCUAGUAGGAAAUAAUCUUGCUUUCUAGAAAUAAGUGUCAAGCAAAACUUUGCAAACCUUGGUAUUGACAGCGCUACCCAAAUUAAACCCUGACGGGAGGAGUUGGUAACUAGAUGGGAGAUCAGCAGCCAUAUUCUGUCCUGAACCGCAUACUUUCAUUCUCUUCCUUUUUCUAUUUUUUAUUUCAUUUCAUUGAACAUCCUAUUUCUAUAACUAAUGUCAUGGUUUACGCUAUUCAUAAGGUAACUAUUAACACCCAAAGCAAUAGCGCUCAGGUUUAACGACAUUUCAAUCUGCUUCGUUGUCAGCUAUGGCAGAAGUUUACAAGACUGAAGGUAAUGAAGCGUACUUAAAGGAAGAUUACAGCAACGCCAUUUACUUGUAUACUGAGGGAAUAAAAGUAAACUGCAAGGACCAGGACCUGAAGGCUAAGCUGUACAGCAACAGAGCAUAUGCAAACCUUCGUAUUGGUGAGACUAUUUGUACUUUUGCAAAGAGUGAUGUGGCAAGGUGGGGGGGGGGGGGUCAUGGGAAGGCGGAGUAGCCGAGUGGUAAGACAGAGGUACUGGAUUUGAAUAAGUAAAAGUUUGUUUGAAAUUUCGUAGUCCGCAGAGAAAGGCAUUUCUUUAAAAAUGUGAUGAUGACCAAAUAUUCUAUAUAUUUUUACCGAAUUGCUGAUCUCGUCAGGGAACUAUUUGGGAACUGUCCAAUCGAAGUAGAUGUCAGUGAUUGACACAUGAUUACAGGGCCGUGGCUAGGUUUUUUGUAACGGGGGGCAUUAUCGCGAGUACAGAAGGCACGAGGCUUGUGUUGGGGUAUGGGAGUAUCGUCCCCCAGAAAAUUUUCAUAUUUGAAGGCUCCGAAACGUAAUUUUCAGUACUUGUCAUGAGAUAUGUCUCCAAAAAAUCGACCUCGAAUAUGAAAAUGGCAAACAAUUUUUUCAAGUCACGAUAUAUAACCAAAAUAACUGAGUCUAAAGAAAAUAGCUCCAUCCACAGACUUGAUGUGUCUGGCUUAACAGGUCCGGGGGGAGCUGCCCCCCCCCCCUUGCCCCCUCGCUAGCUACGGCUCUAGAUUAUAUACUUAAUAAUGAACAAUUGCGGUUUUAACUUUCAGAAUCUAAGUAUAAAAAAGGUUCAAACAAACGGGUCGUUCUUGCGGGCGUUCCCUUCCAUCAUGUUGCCACGCGCCUUUAUUCUCCCGCCCUUCCCCUCCCCCAUCGCAUGCCUGUCAUGCAUGCAUUAGCUGACGCAGUUAAGUGAACUACUCGCGAAAGAAGUUUUCUUUUUCCAGUGUAAAUGAUUUUUCAUCCUGAAGUUUUUUUUUUAAAUGUAAUGUCUUACUAAUAGAAAGCAUUACGCAUUAUCUGAUUAAUUCACUCAGGAACCUAUGAUCCGUAUGGGCUCCUGAUUCACUACAUUCUGUUUUGGACUUGCUUUAACAAGGUCAUCCUGUACUUGCCACCUUUUGUUUAUCGUACGUGCUUUGAAUUCUGAUUGGCUCGCUGCGUUUGCUGUGUGUGACAUUUUUGCUUUUGUUUUUCAACAUUCCUAGGAAAUUACAUUAAUUCACUGGAGGACGCAAAAGUAGCCAUGGACAUGCGACCACUGUCAGUGAAACCAAUAAUAGCAGGUAAUUCCAAAGAUUUAGUACUUUGUCCUUAAGAGGCAAAAAGAGUUUAUGACGUGCUGAAAGCGUUUGAAUUUAACCACAUUCUAACUCAAAACCAUAACCGGCGUUCUUUGAUCAUUUACCUUAAUUUUUUCAAACUUUUGGAAACUAUGCAAGAAUAAAAUUGAAGCUUAGAAUUGGGAUCAAUAACUGAAUUCACAAAGUCACAUCAUUUCUAUCACAGGCCUCUCGAGACUACAAAAACAGAACUGACUUGAUCAACUGGAAAUCAGCAAUCACCCUUCAUUGUCCUUUUGCGAUGUUGGCUGAUUAUGACAGUGGCGGUCAUGAUCAAGUUUUCUAUGUUUAACAUUUCAGUUAUAAUUUCUGCUGAUCCCUCUAAGCGCUGUUUCGAUAGAAUGGAAGAAAGGGAGCAGGCUUGUGUCGCUGAAUAUUCUAGGUUUACUGAUUUACACUAUUUUCACUAAUUCAGGAGCGAAAGUUUUAACAAGAUUGAAUCUGUUUAAGCUGGCGAUCAUGUGGUGUGAUAGAGGAUUAGCAGUAUCCUUUUGUUCAUUGCAUGCCUGCAUCAUGAUCAAAAGAUAGUUUACCUUUGCUACUUGUUAUACUCCUUACUAUGUUAUGAUUAACGUUCCACAUAGAGUACGAUUACAAAACGUCUUUGAAACAUGUCUCGCGUUCAAAGCAAAAACAAAUUACAUUGCAAAUAAAAUGUGAUUACAAGCCCUCUUUGAAACCUAUAAGAGAGAAAGAAGAUCCAGGGGAUUAGGUUCGAAUUUUCUCCAACCAAAAGGACAUGGAGUAUGUCUCAGCUUCCAAUAUUAGAGCCUCAGUGUGUUAAAACCCAGUCUCACCAGUUACACGAUUUACCCUAUUUCUCUUCCACCUUUCUAUCCCUGAGCUACGAGAGGUUCUGCCAGUUCUUCAAUACACGUAUUUCUAGCCUCAGGGAGUUUUAUGAAUGGUUUCAACACCGUAUUGAGUGAACUAGUAUUAAUUGCCACUGGUAUCCUAAAAGGUAAAAUUGGUAAUACUCCUCAUAUUGUAAGCAUAAUUUACACACAACGACAACAACAACAACUUCUGCAGUUCUGCAGUUGUUCUCUCUAAUUGAAACUUCUAGUUUUUUUAAUAGUAUAAAAGUUGUUAACUGGCCUAUUGGCCUGCUAGGCCUCAGCUGACAAACUGUUCCAUGGGAUAGCACCCUGAUAUCGGAAACUCUCCGUAAAGAGUCUUGGCAUAGAAUGGAAAUAUCAAGAUUAUGUCUACGAAUGAUAUUCAUGUUUGCAAAUUCCACAAGGAUGAUUCGAGUACUUGUUUAUCCUGUGGUUUAGACUCGUCUUUGAACGAGGCUUAUCCAGUCGAGGUCGCGGAGAAUCUGAGCAGAUCUGACAUUUCGGAUCCACAUAUUAUAAAUGCAAUUGUUACAAUUUUUCAGGUUUGUGACUAAGUCCAGCACCAAUAUCCCCACACGCAACUCCGCAAUAAUCGGGAUAAGACAUCAUAUCGGGAUAAGGCGGGAUCAUGAAUCAACAAUUUGUAACUUGUUACGAGAAUUCUUUCAGGACAUUUUGGCUUCAGUUCCCCAAGCUAGGGCCGCAAAUGCUAUUGUAGCUUUAUUGUUGAUCUCUUAAAUAUGAAAAAAAAGGUACUGCUUAUUACGUUAUUUGGCGUGGGUGCCGAUGUGAAUUGAGCCAUUGUUUCACAUUGCUAGCUUAGGUUAUGAAUAAGGGAUGAGAACAACUCUUUAGGGUUUCUAGACGCCUAAGCAAGGUUAGUGUCAUUGGAGUUCAAAAUUUCUAGAAAGGGAUAGUUAGUUACAAUAUGGCAAGUCAUUGAUACAUAAAAGGAAUAUCAGGGAUCCGAAGAUAGAGCCCUGAGGCGCCCCGAAACGUACACAAGUUCUUCCAGAUUUGACGCUUGUUAUCGCUGUAAUCUUUGUUUUUUUAAAUUUUCUGUUUCUGAAGAGGUUUAAGUUCGAAUACCCUUUUCAGCUUGAUAAACAGAAUGGUGUUUGUUAAAUCCUUUCUCGUUAUCUAAGGUGCCAAAUGCCGUUGAUACGUCGACAAGAGCUCUCAAAGUAAAGUAUUGAGAGAAUUAGAGACUGUAGCUAUAAGUAAACUUAUUUGAUGCCUUGGAAACUAAAGAAAGCUGGGAUACUGUUGAGGCCAUUUCAGUGAGAGAAGAAAGAAGAAAUGGCUUGACUUUGGGUUUUUGUUAGUAACACAUAAUGUGAAAGUCAGGAUCAGACAGGUUAGACCUGAUCCUGUAAUUAAUUACAUUCUGAUUGUACAUGGUAACACCUCCAGCUCCUCUUUAUAAGGGGCGUAGCCAGAAUAAGUUCCGGAGGUACGCACAAUUUCCCCCCUCCCCCAGUAAAUCAAUAGAUCCCUCGUCGUUUCCAAGUUUGCUCUCUAUCCAGUUCUUUCUUAACAGUAAGACGUGGGAUGAAUCAUAUAGGAGACGGAUGUGCAUGCAGGCCCAUGUUCCCAGAGAAAAUGUCAGCUGAAAUAUGAUAUUUAGGCGGUUUGAAACAGCUAGAAAUGCGUCUAAAAUUAGCAUUCUUCUCACAGAUCCUGGGGAAAAAAAUUUCAAGUUACUCAUGAUGAACAACUUUCUUAGCCUUUUUAGCCCCUCAUGAGGGUUAGUUUUGUUGAACGGAAAUAUUGGGAAAAUAAAUUGCCCAUCCUACGCUGUCCGAUCAGCCUUGACUUUAAUUCAUAGGAACUCACUGAACAGGUCCACUACUUGAUAUUCAGUUAGAACAAACAUAAGAAGUACUUAAUUUAUAAUGAAACUUCAUACCUUAACAAUGUCAAAAGAUCGAAACGGAAAACACCGGUUUGAUGGAGCUCAGAAAGCUGGCAACAGACAUGGACAACGAGGUAUCUUGGUUUGUUUGUAUAAUAAGCAUUUCGCUUUGAUUUAACGAUGAAAAUAGCUUCUCAUGCUGCACUGAUAUUGCAAACUGACUCUAAUAAAAGCCGAGAUGCAAUCGGUACCACAAUCCGUCAACUAAGGGCUCCGCCUUUAAAGCAAUUUUACUAACAGUUCGUGUUACGUUCAAAUUACCCUGUACUAAGUUCAUAAAAUGGUUGCUAAGCAAUCAACCCAAAAAUCAGGAAAAUGAGGCAUUAUAUUCAAUUAUUGUUUAUUCAAAAAGUUUCUUCUUUUCUGAUUGGCUCAAAUCCCGCGGCUUAUUCUUCAUAAUCAGCUGGCGUUGACCAAAUUUGGAAGAAGUACUACAGCCUUAUUGCCAGUAAAUAAACUGCAAAUCGGGAAGCCGUUGAUCGAGAUUGUGUUGUUUUGGUGGAGAAUUACAAAACGACGGAACAUUUUUCACGUUUCGCAAAGAAAAAAAAAGCUGAACUAUUGCCUAAAAUCAUAGCAAGAAUGGAGAAUAUCUGCAGAACUCAUGAUCUGCAGAACGAGACAUCCUUCUAUAUACCGAACGUGUCGAGAAACAGGCAACUGAGACAACUGAAGACGCUCCUCCUCGGCUAACACCCUUCAAAUCAUAUUCAGCCUCAUUUGAUAAUUAACAAUUAAUGAAUGAGACUGAGUAUCUUAUGAAGAAUUAUGGAGAUCGAGGAGGGUGUCAUAGGCCGAGGCGGAUAACACCCUCCAAGAUCUCCAUAAUUCUUCAUACGAUAUGAAAGCCGAAUUCAAUAAUUGUUUUAUUAUUCAUUCAAAAUUAUUCCUAGUUUAAAAACAUGGCUAAAACAUGCUUACCUCCAUCGAUCCAUCGAUGUUAAGUUCAUUUUCGAUAGUGCACGGUCAGGUUUUUCCAGCUCCGCAAAUAUUCUCUAAAUAGCAGAUGUCGUCCUUCGAGUUGUCUUCUUGCUGUUCUUGGCAUGUUUCUAGCUAUUUUUUCGCCUAGUUCUUACUCUUGAAACGAGUGAAAUGUCCGCCAUUUUUCAAGUUCACAAUCAAAACAACUCAACCUCGUCCCCACGUCUUCUCGGUUAACGGUGCCUUAACCUGCGAAAACGCUGACGUCAUUUCCUCGUUAAACACACAAUUCUUCCAAAUUUGGUCAUCAGUAACUGGUUAUGGUGAAUUAAACGUGUGCUUUUAGCCAAUCAGAAUCGGGAAAAUAUUUUGAAUGAAUAAUAAUUGUUAAUUAACACACUAAUCAUCCAACAAAGAGGUUCCAAAAUUUCACCCACAGCACGAGGUUUGAAUAUUGAUACAAAACGUACUGGACCCGAAAACUUGGAUCAAAUUACCAGACACGAGAUAGAGACGAGAGACUUUAAUUAACGGUAUUUCCUCUUUUCGUCCUCUGGGCAUUCUCUGUUUUAGUUCUUCUGAACUGGUGGCCAGUCAGGGAGGGAGGUUGCUCAUUAGUAAUUGGGGGUUAAUGAAUUACUCUGUUUUUUGGGGGAGGGGGAGGGGAGAAAAAUUCAUAAUUCUAUAUACAGUAUUCAUAGUUUUUUACUGCUAAGAGAAUAGGAGAAUGAAACACUCACAUAGUAGUUAAUUAUCAGUUUAUGGGUCUAAAAGCUGAACCGUUUCAAUAUGUAUACAGUUCAAAUCUCUCAGUUUGUUAAACCGGCGUCUAUCACUGACUUUAUUCAGUAAUAUGGUACUCAUAAACAAGUAUCUCAUCGUUAUCACAAUUUUAAAAUAAGAGUCGGCAUUGGUGUGAAAAGGUUGACUUUGUCGCAUUUAUCCUUGUUUUCUGUGACUUCAUUGUUUUCCGAAACGUAACUGAGUAAUACCAUUAUUUUUUUCUCGCGUGCCCCGAAAUCACUGUGGAGAAUGGAUUGCCUAAACUUGGUUAUUUGCUGAUGACUCUUAAUAUAAAUACGAUUGAGGGUUUUUUCUUGAUGUAAUACAAGACACACGGAAUAAAGUCUAAAAUCACUUCACUCUAUGGCACGCGUCGGUAGCCAAACUGAUUGUCGCACCUUUUUCGUGAGACAAAGCUGGCUCGACAGGGCGCAAAUUUACAACGGCUUCAAGUAAAAAAUACGUGCUUUUGCUCGUUUGAUUCUAAUUUUGUAGAAGUAGUUUCAAGGUCAUACCAAAACUAAUCUGUAAAAAUGUUUCGCGUGCUGUUGCUUGGUUUAAAAGCUGAGCGGGACUCGCUGGUUGAAGACAAAGCGUUUAAUAAGACAAUAACGUGAAAAGGCGCUAAUUUGAGCACUUUAGGGAAAAUAGCUGGGUGGGUUGGCUUAGUUUUAUUUCAUCGACGCAGUCGACGUAGAAACUACGUGCACUGCGGGGUCGUGCUUUUUAACGUUCAGAUUUUGUUAAGUGGCCCGCCGAAGUUAACGUUAAUUUUUCGUAGUCCCAGUCUAAUACGGCUUUCUUUGAUAGUGAUGUUAAACUUUUCACUUCGGUAUUCAACUUUUGCACUGGCUCUUUCCUCAGCUUGUAACAUGGAAAUCUAGCACGUUCUUUUUAGGUCUUCACUUUGUCAGUUAUUUGGGCCUUAAAACUUGUUUACUCAUUUGAAGCGCUGAGAUUUCGGGAGGAGUCUUUAUAAAAAAUAGCCUCACCCCUCUCCUGCUAGAUCAUUUCUACGGUAUAUUUUCUUCACACCCUACUCCCCUAAGUCAGCACUUGUUACGCUACGGUGGCUUACGAAGAUUUAAAUUUCGCUGUCGAUGAUCUGGCUACGCAUCGGUAAUCGCAACCUUUGUUUCUCGAAUAAUAGAGGCACUUUACCUUAAACAAUAAAAAAGACCAUAAAAGGUGCGAAAGUCUCUGUCAUUGUUAACCCCAAAUUACACAUAGUUGACACAGCGCGCUUCGUUUGCAAGCCAAAAGCCGGCUAACAAAUAACAUGUUUUAACGGCAUCUCAACCACUUAGCCGUGAGAAAUUGACAACAUCUUUGAUAGGACAAACAUUUUUUGUGCGAAAAUAUUCGGAAUUCUAGCUCAAUUGUGGCUAAAAUCGGCAAAAAGGCGUGCAUUACGGAGAUCCGUCUAGUUCGACGGUUUCGUUGUAACUGAGCUUCCUGAUAAUUCGCCCCAUGAUCCUUUGCGAACUGCUGUCCAAUUUCCUCUGAUCCAUUUCUAACUCUGAACGCUAUUCUCAUAGUGUGUCGAUCAUUCAACAUGUCUGUAAGCGUUCAACUAUUUUUUUUUAAUGUAAGUCUAGACGAUAAGAUGUAAGCGACCAAAGUUUCGCUCCCCGUUGCAUCCUGGGUAGAUCGACGAAAUGUUGGUUCUGUUAUUGACGAACGUUUUGAUCAGCCGAAUUUUAAAGCGCAUAAGAACUUGGAAAGUGUUCUUGUAAAAACUUUCUUAAUGACGACGAUUUUUCUUUUCAAAUUAAGUUAAUAAAAGAAAAUCAUGCAGAAGACAUCAAGUACUAUUAUCUUCUUCCCCAGUUGGAGAUAUUCAAGGUUCUGAUGAAGGGCAAACAAAUCGAAAGUUUUUCAGAUAUUUUACAGUAAAUGAAGUGAAUAGGCAGCAGAGCCUUGCUUGAGCGUGCCAUGAUUGUUGUGGUUGUACAAAUCUGCAAACUAGCUUCUCCACGUCAAUCCAGCCGCUGCAGCCCGGGGGGGGGGUGACUCCGCAUAUGAAAGGGGUGGUGAUGCUCGUCGUCUCGCUUAGGGGUGUCGUCUCGCUUAGGGUGUUCUGGGCAAAACCCCAUCAUAUUUAGCCGUGAAGGUCCCGUUUAGGGUUGCACGCGAAAAAAUAUAAAAAUAUAUAUAUUGUCUGUGUCUUAACAUGGUGUCUUUUAGGGGUCAAGAAAAGUUUGGGCCACGCCCAGAUUGGUCUCCUUUAGGGGUUUAAAUCAAAAUUUCUGACGAACAUCCCCACCCCUUUCAUAUGCGGAUUUCCCCCCCCCCGGGCGCUGCAGCAACAGGCGAAAGAUCAUUUUAGUUUUCUGUGGCGCGCGGAGUCAAAACCUGACUGCGAGCUAAGAUGACCCAGCAGAGAUUUAAGAUUGGUGUAAUCUUAAUUAUUUAUAAGACAAAAACUGACACUGUGUGACUUGCUGAUGUGGCUAAAGAAUUUGUCAGUCGAAAUUAUAACUGCAAACGUAACUUUGGAACAUUUAUAUACUGACGCUGAUUAGCCUCCAUCAUAUAGUCAGCUAACUGGACUAACAUAUGAUGGACCCGACAAGGGCCAACGCGAAACCUUUAAGGCUUAUUUCUUUUUCUCGACAUUUUGUUAAUUCUGUUUGGUGAAAUCCAGUUUAAAUGGUAAAAGAAUAUAAAUUUAAGGAUUGGCCUUAAUAUUAUUUGAAUCUUCUGUCACAUUAAAUGAACGCCAUAUAUUUUAAUUAAGUUUAAAUUUACGUUUUUGUGUAGAUAUACGCGUUUCUGGUGAUUUUAGGGGCUCUAAAUUUCAAAAUUUUCCGGGGGAACAUACCCCGGACCCCCUUAGAUAUACUCGCGCCUUCGACGCUCGUUCUGCCCCACCAAUCCAAAAUACGCUCCGCGGUCCCUGUACAUCCUCCGUAAACAAGCGUUUACACUUACACACACACACCAAAUCAUACACCCUUGCACGUAACUAGCUAUAGUUGAUUAAUUUAGACCACUUCUCUGAUGUCUAUAUAUUUUUCUACUUCUAUCUUCUCCUAAUUAAAGAGCUAGCCAGGUAGAAAAUCUUAAAACCGUGGAUUUUAACACCAUGCAAUGCCUUAGAGUACAGAAGCUUUUGCCGAUGAGAAUUAAAUAUUUGAGUAAAAGAAGACCAGUUUUUCAUUACACCAUUCAUAAUUUGAUUUUUGCAAAGAGUUAGAGAUUGUUUAGAAAAUGACUGAUUCAAAGAGAAAUCUAAGACGAAAAGGAAAAAGCAAAGGAACAAGACCGAAAUACAUUCUUGUAUUUAAUCCUAUUUCUUAGGCGGCACGUGUAAUGCCUUUUUUCUCAAACUCAUUAAUAAUUCAUAAAGAAAACUCAAAGGAAAUUAAUGUUUAAUGAGUGUUUGGAUAUCGGAUGAAAAACUGCUCAUUUUUGCAUCCUUAAUUUCUCCUGGAAAAAUGAUUUUGUUUGAGAAGAAAUAUCAAACAUUCGACACAGUGUUUCAUCACCAGAUGAAACACCUCGAAGUUCGUCAAAAAUACUCCGCUACGCGUCGUAUUUUCAACUCUCUUCUCGGUGUUUCAUCUGGUGAUGAAACACUGCGUCUCAUGUUUGAUAUAUUACUUGAAACAUGAAUUUCAUGCUUACCUUCUCAGAUAACCACUGAGUUAAAAAUUUACCUCCUUGGAAAACAAAUAAAACAGAUAUCACAAAUUUCAUGAAGCUAAUUUCUUCACUUCUUCUUCAAUCCAUUUUGUUGGCAACAAUGGCCAAAGCGUACAUAGUAUUUUCCUGAAAUUUUAUCUCAAAUAAUUAUACUGUUUUCUCGAAGAGCUGUAGAUUAGUUGUGAACGUAAGUAUUACAUGUAAAAUCUUGGACGACAUUCUUAUUUCUUCAAGGCUAGUAGCUCGAGUUUAGGUUAGUCUUUGCAUAGGAAGACAUUGCCAUUUUCCAAAACAACCUACAGGAGUAUCAAUAUUAAAAUAAAAGUAUAAAAAGAUAUCAGGAGGAUUUUCAGGUUAAGGACAUUUAUUAUUUUAAAAGCUUUUUAAAGGACAGAGAUAUAACUGAUUUUACAUAGGAUAAAACACUCUUAUUUUUGCUGUUUUUAGUCAUGCGGUGGAGGUAAAAGUAAACAUGAGCAACCCGACAGCACUUCCCGCGUAAAGGAUUGCUUGUGCAAUAAUCACCUUGGAAUGAAAGCUUUAAAAGGCGGUGAUUAUAAAACAGCCCGAUAUAACUUCGAGUUGGCAUUAAAGGAAGCCAGAGAGAUCGGAAAUAAAGAUUCUGAAGGAACUGCAUAUAACAACCUUGGCGGUGCCUACCGCCAUCUCGGUGAUUUGCAGAAAGCAAUCGAGUGUUUUCAGCUGAGUCUAAGUAUCGCAGAAAAGACUGGAAACAAAAAUUCUGAAGGAACUGCAUAUAAAAACCUUGGCGAUGCCUACCGUCAUCUCGGUGAUUUGCAGAAAGCAAUCGAGUGUUUUCAGCUGAGUCUAAGUAUCGCAGAAAAGAAUGGAAACAAAAAUUCUGAAGGAAGAGCAUAUAACAACCUUGGCGCUACCUACCGCGAUCUCGGUGAUUUGCAGAAAGCAAUCGAGUGUUUUCAGCUGAGUCUAAGUAUCGCAGAAAAGACUGGAAACAAAGAUUCUGAAGGAACUGCAUAUAAAAACCUUGGCGAUGCCUACCGUCAUCUCGGUGAUUUGCAGAAAGCAAUCGAGUGUUUUCAGCUGAGUCUAAGUAUCGCAGAAAAGACUGGAAACAAAAAUUCUGAAGGAAGAGCAUAUAACAACCUUGGCCGUGCCUACCGUCAUCUCGGUGAUUUGCAGAAAGCAAUCGAAUGUUUUCAGCUGAGUCUAAGUAUCGCAGAAAAGACUGGAAACAAAAAUUCUGAAGGAAGAGCAUAUAACAACCUUGGCCGUGCCUACCGUCAUCUCGGUGAUUUGCACAAAGCAAUCGAGUGUUUUCAGCUGUGUCUAAGUAUCUCAGAAAAGACUGGAAACAAAAAUUCUGAAGGAACUGCAUAUAAAAGCCUUGGCGGUGCCUACCGUCAUCUCGGUGAUUUGCAGAAAGCAAUCGAGUUUUUUCAGCUGAGUCUAAGUAUCGCAGAAAAGACUGGAAACAAACAUUCUGAAGGAACUGCAUAUAACAACCUUGGCGGUGCCUACCGCGAUCUCGGUGAUUUGCAGAAAGCAAUCGAGUGUUUUCAGCUGAGUCUAAGUAUCUUAGAAAAGACUGGAAACAAAAAUUCUGAAGGAGCUGCAUAUAACAGCCUUGGCGGUGCCUAUCACGAUCUCGGUGAUUUGCAGACAGCAAUCGAGUUUUAUAAGCUGAGUCUAAGUAUCGCAGAAAAGACUGGAAACAAAAAUUCUGAACUAUGUGCAUAUAACAACCUUGCCAAUAGUUUUCUGUGUUGUAGAGACGUCAUUAAAGCCGAGGAGUGUGCUAAAUCCUGUAUAAAACUGGUCGAGGAAAUGAGGGAUCUCCUGCCCGGGAAAGACGAGUGGAAAAUCAGUUUUCGGAAUGUACGUGACAACUGUUAUACUCUUUUAAGGAGAAUUCAAUCACAACAAGGUAGAACCCUUGAGGCACUUUUCACCGCUGAGGCAGGACGAGCACAAGCUCUCAUGGAUCUCAUGGAAUCACGAUAUUGCGUCAGGGAAUCAAUUCCACCGUCGUCAAAACAGCAGAUGGAACAAAUAAUGACAAUUUCAGGACUUGUUUCUUCACCUACGAUUUUUGUAGCAGAAGAUGAAAAACUGGUGAGUUUGUGGUUACUGCUUAAGGGACAGCAGUGUCAUUUUAUCCAAAAGGAGAUCAGUGUUGACUUAAAAUCACUAAUUCAGGAAACGUACCAAAAGAUUGGUGUCAAGGAUCGCUCUCGGGAUGAGCCAAAAGAUGAGAGAGAGAGAGAGAGUGUUGCUCUUAAAACAUUGCAUGACGUGGUUAUCUUUCCAUUUUCACACUUGAUAAAAGGUGACGAACUCAUCAUUGUCCCUGACCGCUCAUCAUUCUUGAUUCCUUAUGUUGCCCUUGUGGACCAGAAUUCCAGGUAUUUGUCUGAAACGAUGAGAAUUCGAUUGGUUCCAUCACUAAGAAGCUUGAGGCUGCUGGCAGAGUGUCCGGAGGACCGCCAUAGUACAUCUGGUGCACUGCUUGUUGGUAAUCCGUGGGUGGAAACUGUACGCAUCAAAGGGUCCAAAUUCCAACCGCUUCCGGGUGCUGAGAAAGAGGUACAAAUGAUUGGACAGAUUCUUAACAUUGAACCUCUCAUUGGUAGGAACGCUACAAAAGAACAAGUUUUGAGUAGGCUCAACUCAGUUUCCUUAGUACACAUUGCAGCUCAUGGUUGUGCAGAAAACGGAGAAAUUAUUUUGUCUCCUAAUCUUGCUUGUGCUAAAAAGCCGAAAGAGGAGGACUUUCGUUUGACAAUGAGAGAUGUUUUGGAUGUACAAUUGCGCGCCAAGCUUGUUGUCUUAAGCUGCUGUUUCAGUGCACGAGGGGAGAUCAAAGCCGAAGGCGUGGUUGGAAUUGCACGUGCCUUUUUAGGAGCCGGUGCACGUUCUGUUAUCGCGUCACUGUGGGCGCUCAGCGACGAAGAGACUUUGGAGUUUAUGAGACAUUUUUACCGACACUUGGUAGCGGGGCAAAGUGCAAGUAAGUCCCUUCAUCAUGCCAUGGAUUGUAUGCGGAAGAUUCAAGAAUUCAAUGCCGUGAAGUACUGGGCGCCAUUCGUGCUGAUUGGGGAUGACGUGACAAUGAAAUUAGGCCAAUGA
This is a messenger RNA of Porites lobata, 20869 nucleotides long. The record is from the annotation of a GenBank genome assembly. NCBI's taxonomy places the organism in Eukaryota, Metazoa, Cnidaria, Anthozoa, Scleractinia, Poritidae.